AUGGACACCACCAAGUACAAGGACACCACCGUCCGCCGCGGCCACUCCUACCACUACUACUACUCCCCCGCCGCCGCCGACAAGCCCACCCUGCUCUUCGUCCACGGCUUCCCCUCCACCUCGUACGACUGGGCCCGCCAGGUCGCCCACUUCACCCCCCUCGGCUACGGCAUCCUCAUCCCCGACUGCCUCGGCUUCGGCGGGACCUCCAAGCCGACCGACACGGCCGAGUUUCGCCACAAGCUCAUUGCCGACGACCUCAUGGAUCUCGUCGACGCCGAGAGGCUCACCGAUGUCGUCGCGAUCGGCCAUGACUGGGGAUCCGGACUUGUGUCGGCGCUGGUGCACUACUACCAGAACCGCUUCCUGGCCUUCGCGUGGCUGGCGGUCUCGUACCUCGCGCCGAGCCCUGGCGGCUUCGACCUCGACACGGCCCUCAAGGCGUACAAGGAGGCGAUCGGGAGCGAGGUCAUCGGCUACUGGAAGGUCAUGGACGCGCCGGAUGGGCCAAUGCUCCUCGAGGAGAAGAUGGACAGCUUUCUGCAGCUGACCUUCCCAAUGGUACCCGAGUGGUGGCUCGACAACCUCUGCCCCAGCGGUACAUUUCGCCAGUGGCUCGAGGAUGACCGCCAGCCGGGACGCCCGGAUUGGUGGUCUCAGGAGGAUUACAACCAUUCCCGCCACGCUCUCUUGAAGGGCGGCAUGGCAUCCUCCGUCAACUACUACAAAGUCAUCAUCCACAACUGUAACUUGGCCGAUCAGAUGGAGGUCCCUGAAGAGAAGUGGUACGUCAAGAAGCCGGUUCUCUUCUUUGCAGCGAACCGCGACUACGUGGGUCUCGCCGUGAUGGGCAAGCAGAGUCUAGCCAAGUAUGCGCCCGACGCCGAGAUCAUCGACCUCAACGUCGGGCACUGGCCGCAGUUGGAGGCGACCCAAGAGGUGAACGAAGGGCUGGAGAACUGGUUGCUCAAGCUUCCGUCCGCCGCUGCUUGA
Molecule: messenger RNA, 993 nt
Organism: Epithele typhae
Lineage: Eukaryota; Fungi; Basidiomycota; Agaricomycetes; Polyporales; Epitheliaceae
Product: alpha/beta-hydrolase
Exons: 5
Coding region: 1-993 (330 amino acids)
Molecular function (GO): catalytic activity
Source: RefSeq, a predicted model, not a curated record